AUGGCUUCAGAAAACUUUGUGCAACUUGCAAUUCCACGCUUUGAUGGUCAUUAUGACCAUUGGAGCAUGUUGAUGGAGAACUUCUUGAGGUCUAAAGAGUAUUGGCAGAUUGUUGAGAAUGGAGUAGCAGAACCAGCAGCAGGCACAGUCUUAACAGACCAACAGAAAAUUGAACUUGAUGGGCAGCGAUUGAAGGAUCUCAAAGCAAAAAACUAUCUUUUCCAAGCUAUUGAUCGCUCAAUCCUGGAAACCAUUCUUUGCAAGGACACCUCCAAAUAUAUUUGGGAUUCCAUGAAGAAGAAACACCAAGGAACAACAAGAGCAAAGAGGCAGCAACUCCAAGCACUCCAUACAGAGUUCGGAUUAUUCCGUAUGAAACCGGGAGAGUCAGUUUUUUAUUUUUUCUCAAAAACAAUGGCAAUUAUCAACAAAAUGCGGAUUCAUGGUGAAAAGAUAGAUGACGUAAAAGUAAUCGAGAAAAUACUUCGAUCGAUGACACCAAAGUUCAAUUAUGUGGUUUGUUCAAUUGAAGAGUCAAAGGACCUUGAUCAACUCUCAAUUGAUGAACUCCAAGGUUCAUUACUGGUUCAUGAGCACAAGUUGAUCCAGCAGGACAAUGAGGAGCAAGCUCUGAAAGCUUCAACUAACAACAAUGCUAUGACACAGAAUCAAUCAGCAGAUCGAGGUAGAGGAAGAGAAGGUAGAGGCAACAGAGAUGCAUUUAGCGAAAGAGGAGGACGAGGCAAUAGAGGCAGAGGUAGAGCAAACAAUGAUCGAGGAAACCAAUACCAAGAUAAUCAAUUUCAAGGAAGAGCAAGAGGACGAGGAGGCCACCACUCGACUUCUUAUAGACCAAGAUCAGCAAACAAGUUCAAUAUGGAGUGCUACAGAUGUCAUCGACAACAUGGAGAGAUAUCUAAUCUUGCAGAGAACGAAGAAGAAGUAUCCUUAUUAAUGGUUUGUCAUGCAAAGGAAGAAACCAACAAGAAUUUGUGGUACUUAGACACAGGCUGCGGCAAUCAUAUGUGUGGAGACAAGUCUGCAUUCUCUGAUUUGGAUGAGUCAUUUUGUGAUAAUGUGAAGUUUGGUGACAAUUCUAAAGUGUCAGUUAUGGGAAAAGGAAGAGUGUCAAUCCAAACCAAGGGAAAUUCUACUCAGACCAUCUCUAAUGUUCUUUUUGUUCCAGACUUGAAGACCAACUUACUUAGUGUGGGUCAGCUGUAA
This is a messenger RNA of Pistacia vera, 1224 nucleotides long. RefSeq lists its product as uncharacterized. The transcript has 2 exons. Bases 1 to 1224 code for a protein of 407 amino acids. NCBI's taxonomy places the organism in Eukaryota, Viridiplantae, Streptophyta, Magnoliopsida, Sapindales, Anacardiaceae. The record is from RefSeq and is a predicted model, not a curated record.